This is a messenger RNA of Penicillium chermesinum, 1575 nucleotides long. RefSeq lists its product as uncharacterized. Bases 1 to 1575 code for a protein of 524 amino acids. Gene Ontology annotation, biological process: mitochondrial lysyl-tRNA aminoacylation. The transcript has 4 exons. The record is from RefSeq and is a predicted model, not a curated record. Lineage: Eukaryota; Fungi; Ascomycota; Eurotiomycetes; Eurotiales; Aspergillaceae. Gene Ontology annotation, cellular component: mitochondrion; cytoplasm. Gene Ontology annotation, molecular function: lysine-tRNA ligase activity; tRNA binding; ATP binding.
AUGCAUUCAAUUCGCUCUGGGACGUGGUCUCGAGGACUGGAGAGUCUACUUUGCAGACAACUCCAUUCACCUCGUAUUUCUCCCUUACGGGCCUCACUAACCCAGCAGACUACUCGGUAUGCUAGCUCUGCUUCAUCACCAGAGAAGGCUUUCCAGGAGCGCCUCCUGGAAGUCAAGGCAGCUUGUCCCGAGCCCUAUCCCCGACUGGCGGUAGACCAGCGCACCCUGAGCUGUGCCGAAUUCCGGACUCAGUAUGAUGGAUUGGCCAACAAUGACUCUGUUGAAGAAAUUGUUGUCGUCUCCGACUGUAUCGCCUACUUCGUCGCGGAGAUUCGUUCAGUAGGUUUUUUACUACUUGCAGGCUGGGAACGCCUUUCUAACAACGUUGCAGCUGUAACUGGUAAACCGCAUCGUACCGGCCGCGGUGAGCUGACGAUCAACGCAACCGAAGUCCCGAGAUUGCUCUCGCCCUGUCUACACGAUGUGCCUGUAUACGACAGCUCGCAUGAAACCUCGCCUUAUCCUCGCCAUGUCCAGUUUCUGACUGACCCCGCUGCGGCUGAUAUCAUCCGAGCCCGGUCUUCAUUGAUCCAAUAUCUUCGCCAAUUCUUCGUGAACAAGGAAUUCAUGGAGGUCAGUACCCCGAUUAUCGAAUCCGUGGCUGGCGGUGCAAUUGCCCGCCCGUUCUAUACAUCUGCCACAGAAUUUCCCGAGCGCCAGCUAUCGCUGCGUAUUGCGCCAGAAUUGUGGUUGAAGCGAAUGGUUGUCGGUGGGUUUGACAAAAUCUUUGAGAUUGGGCCUUCGUUCCGGAAUGAGGGACUGGACAAGACCCAUAAUCCGGAGUUUACUACUUGUGAAUUCUAUCAUGCCUAUGCCAACUUGGAAGACCUGAUGCGCAUCACUGAAGAUUUACUGAGCGGCAUGGCCGCACACAUCCAAGCCUUCAAUAAGAAUAAUACUCUCCAACCUACCCAAGCCAACUUCACCGCACCGUUCCGCCGCAUCGACUUCAUCACUGGGAUCGAAGAAGGCCUCCACCAGAAACUCCCUGACCUCUCCGCGCCAGAUGCCCUCGAUCAGAUCCGCAGACUUUUCAAUUCCCUAUCUCUUCCCCUUCCGGCAAAAGCGACCCUCCCCCGCCUCCUCGAUGAGCUAUGUAGCAUCUACGUCGAGCCUCAGUGUCAAGACCCUACCUUCAUUAUCAAUCCACCCGAAUGUCUUUCACCGCUGUCGAAAUCCUUCACAAACCCCGCCAAUGGACAACGCGUAGGAGCCCGGGGCGAACUCUUCAUUGAAGGCAAGGAAGUCAUCAAUACCUACGAGGAGGAAAAUUCGCCCUUUGAGCAGCGCCGCAAGUUCGAGGAUCAACUGCGGUUCGGCAAAGACGUCGGUGAGCCGGGCGAGAUUGACGAGAAUUACCUCGAAGCUCUGCAGUGGGGCCUCCCCGCUACAGGUGGCUGGGGUUGCGGUAUUGAUCGUCUGGUCAUGCUUUUCACAGGUGCUAAAAAGAUUGCCGAUGUGUUGCCCUUUGGUAAUCUGAGGGCCGUGUCGAGACGGGCUGGUGGUAGCGAGUAG